UGUAGAUAUUAGUUGGAGCCGACCUGUGCAGCAGGUGACAGGACCGGACACGGUAGUGUUGGUUCCGAUCUUUUUAAGAGGGUGAGGUAGAAGGGUCGUAACGAGAUGGAGGAGCAAAAGAUAGCUGUGGUGGUGACUGGAUUUGGCCCUUUUGGAGAACACACUGUGAAUGCAAGUUGGGUUGCAGUUCAGGAAAUGGAAAAGUUGGGCUUGGGAGAAGAGGUAGAUUUGAAUAUUUAUGAAAUUCCAGUUGAAUAUGAGACUGUUCAAAGACUAAUCCCAGCACUGCGGAAAAAACACAAACCAAAGGUGAUUGUUCACGUAGGAGUGUCUGGCAUGGCUACAGCUAUAACACUAGAGAAAUGUGGUCACAACACAGGCUACCAGGGUCUUGAUAAUUGUGAAUUCUGCCCUGGCACGCAGUGUUGUGUGGAAGGAGGACCAGAAUGCUUGCACUCCAUUAUCGACAUAGAUACAGUCUGCAAGAGAGCUGCUGCAGCUGGCCUGGAUGUUCAGUUCACUGUGUCUACAGAUGCUGGCAGAUACCUCUGUGAUUUUACUUACUACACCUCCUUAUACCAGAGCCAUGGCAGAUCGGUAUUCAUCCAUGUACCCCCUCUAGGGAAACCCUACACAGCAGUACAGCUGGGCCAGGCUAUUCAAACCAUUAUCAGGGUGAUACUUGACAUGCUAGAGCAAUCUGAAGACCAUCUUAACUGUGGCCACAGUUAGAACUGACCAACAUGAAGAUAUCCCUUGCUACAAUACAACUGACUGCCUAUACUGCAGAUUUCUAAGUGCACUUUGGUCACCUAACAGGAAAUGUAAUCAUUGCCACUUAUUUGUAUUCUAUGAACCAUGUCAAAUUUAAAAUUUGCAUUUGCCAGUAAUAGUCAUCAUUGAGUGUAUUUCUGUUUUCUUAUCUGACAGACAUUAAGGCUAGUUAAUUCAUCCAUGAAGAACGUCUUUUUUUCCUCCUCACACAACAAGGAGUUUGAAACCACCUGGCUUAGUUUGUAUUGUGCUAUAUAGGAUGUAUCCAGAUUAAUUUAUUUUACUAAAAUGUAUUAUUCUCACUUUAAUUUGUAUUUAGUGAAUAGAUGGCUAGCUUUGAAUCAAAUUAUUUAGGCAUGAUCUAGGGAAUUUAUGUUUAUUUGCUACGUUAUAAAGGAAGUAUGUUAUGUGAACAUCAACUGUUCAUCUUUUUUAGCCAAAAAUUGACAACCAUGACAGAAACAAGAAGGAGGUUUUAUUUGGUGCAAUAUUAAGUUAUAUGUAAACGCAUCUUAGAGCUUAAGAUGGCCAUACACGAGCCUCCCUGUGAACGAUCUUGUUGGCUAUCCAUUUGUUUUAACAAAUAAUUCAUCUUUCAAUGGUUAACGAUAUGUGAGAAGACUUCUGUCUUUGUCUAACAUAUAUUAAC
Messenger RNA from Xenopus laevis (African clawed frog), 1423 nucleotides. It is a transcript of the gene pgpep1.L, whose product is annotated as pyroglutamyl-peptidase 1. The transcript is spliced from 5 exons. NCBI's taxonomy places the organism in Eukaryota, Metazoa, Chordata, Amphibia, Anura, Pipidae. The record is from RefSeq and is a predicted model, not a curated record. Bases 106 to 732 code for a protein of 208 amino acids.